AUGGGCUCGUCAGGUGAGUUUUACCAUGCUGAUCACGUCAACUAUGAUUCAAAUUUGAGUAAGGAAGAAGUUCUUGGACAGCUUCUGUUGUCAUACGAAGGACUAUCUGACGGACAGGUCAAUUGGGUUUGUAAUUUGUCAAACGCUUCGUCAUUGAUCUGGCAUGCAUACAAGUCAUUAGGUGUUAGCGUAAAUUGGGCUGGUUUUUAUGUUACUCAAGAUAACAAAGAAGAUACUCUGUUAUUGGGCCCAUUUCAAGGUAAGGUUGCUUGCCAAACAAUACAAUUUGGUAAAGGUGUUUGCGGAACUGCGGCUUUCACAAGGGAAACACAGAUUGUUUCAGAUGUCAAUAAAUACCCAGAUCACAUUGCGUGCGAUGGAGAAACUAAAAGUGAAAUUGUUGUUCCAAUCAUAUCCAAUGAUAGUAAGACAUUGGGGGUUAUAGAUGUAGAUUGUUUGGAUUACGACGGAUUCGAUGAAGUAGACAGAGAAUUCUUAGAAAGGCUCGCUAAGUUAAUAAAUAAAUCAUGUGUCUUUAAAUAA
Saccharomyces mikatae IFO 1815 is the source of this 543-nucleotide messenger RNA. RefSeq names its product L-methionine (R)-S-oxide reductase. Gene Ontology annotation, cellular component: cytosol. The record is from RefSeq and is a predicted model, not a curated record. NCBI's taxonomy places the organism in Eukaryota, Fungi, Ascomycota, Saccharomycetes, Saccharomycetales, Saccharomycetaceae. Gene Ontology annotation, molecular function: protein binding; L-methionine (R)-S-oxide reductase activity. The transcript has a single exon. The coding region runs from base 1 to 543 and encodes 180 amino acids.